GCAGCAACUUACUGCCAGAGGAGGUUGCCGCCAUCUCAGCUUGCUCUCAGAUGGUUCGCACUCGCGCAAGCGCGAAGCUUCGCAUGCGUGGCCCAAUGUGGCCCACUUCCAGGUGCUAUUUGAGCCUUCAGCUGAAGAAAUCUUUGCCGACCGCACAGGUACACCUCUUGGGAGCCGCUUGAUCUUCCUCAACACGCCUCUGGCAGAAGCCGAGGUGCAGGCUCUAGCAGCCUUGCGGAAGGAGUGGUGUGCGCGGCGCAACGGCAGAGAUGAUCUCCCGGAGUUCAUCCGCCUCAGCGCCCUCAGGGUGCUUCAGCACAAGAAGUUCGACGUAUCCAGGGCGAUCGACCUCAUACAAACCUGCCUGGAGGAGCGUGUCCGCAGACUGCCGCUUCAGGAGGCAGACAUCUUGCAAGACUUAAGUUGUGGCGCCAUGUAUUGGCAUGGCCGGGACCGCAAGUGCAGGCCCUGCCUGGUCGUCCGAAUUGAGCGAUUUGCUGACCUCAUCAAGGACAAGGAGAGGUGCGUUAGAAUGACGAUCUUUGUCCUGGAGUACGCGAUUCGGUAUGCCAUGGUGCCUGGCCGGGUCGAGAACUGGGUAGUGUUGGUAGACUUCGAGAAUGCAUCGGACGUUGUGUCCUUCUUCCAGCUGCCAGCAAUGUGUCUUACUGCAAAGGCUCUUUCACAGACUCUGGAGAGCGUGUACUGCUGUCGCAUGGUUUGGGUAAAGCUCCUGAAUCUGCCCACCGUCCUCCGCAGCAUAGUUCAGAGCGUCAUACCUGCAGAGAAGAAGAAGAAGGUUUGUGCCAUCGAGGACCCUUCAAAGGAGCUCCUGAAGUACUUUGAGCCUAACCAGCUCGAGGCAACCAUUGAGCCUGGGAACUCGCUGCAUCAUCUUACAGGACGCAAGUUUCACGAGGGCCAGCUUUGGGAUACUGGCGCAGGGGCCUGA
Messenger RNA from Symbiodinium natans, 952 nucleotides. NCBI's taxonomy places the organism in Eukaryota, Dinophyceae, Suessiales, Symbiodiniaceae. The record is from the annotation of a GenBank genome assembly.